This is a messenger RNA of Erythranthe guttata (spotted monkey flower), 1460 nucleotides long. Its product is annotated as craniofacial development protein. The record is from RefSeq and is a predicted model, not a curated record. Lineage: Eukaryota; Viridiplantae; Streptophyta; Magnoliopsida; Lamiales; Phrymaceae.
AACUCCAAUCAACGCCCCCCCUGCCCUAAACCCCCAAAUCCCAAACCAAUUGAUUUGCACUGAAAAUCUGCAACACCACGCUCCGGCCACCGCCAUUUUCUCAAAACCCUUAAAUGAUUCUGCUCGAAACCCUCCGUCGCCGCCAUCUCCGCGCCGCCCUUCCCUCGAUUUCAUACGAUUCCUCCGAUUUUUUAUUUUUUUCUUCAAUUUCACGGAGACACUUCUCUCUCGCGGCUCUAUUCGCGAAUAUCCCCGACGAAAAACCGACCCAGCAGCGCAGCGAGCCGUUGAGUGCUUUCUACAAAGGAGCCGUUGGGAUCAACGAAAGGAUCGAGGACACUGGUAUCGAGGCAGAAAUUAACGGCGGGAAAAAUGCAAUUUUGAAGGAGAAAUUGAAAAAAUUGGAGGAGCAAGUAAGGGUUUUGAAAAAAAAUAGGGGUGAAACUGAAAAGGGAAAAUCGUUGAAGCCACUCUCUGAGAAAAGAGACUCAGUUGUAGGAAAGGAGCCGAGUGGAGUUUUGGUGGCGUUGUUUACUGAUAAGAAGACGAAGAAACCGAAACCGUUGAAGCCGAUUGAUUUCGGGAACGAGGAUCCGAUGGUUCACAAAGAGCUCUCUUCUGAUAUGCGAGUGCUCGCCUGCCAUUUGUAUAAGAACAAGUAUUUGCUGGAUGCGAGUUUCAUGCCCAAAGGCAAACUUGAUCUGACUUGCUUCGAGACGAGUUUCGCCCGUGAUUUUUUGAAGUUUGCAGCUGUCAAAUUUGGGAAAGAUCAUCAGGAGAUUGCCAAAUGGUUAUCGGCUAGUGAUCUGAAAAAUGUAGCCCUUUUUGGGUGUCCGUCUCUUGGUCAGAAGACUGUGCGGGCAGCUAAGCAUAUGCGCGAAUUCUUUGGAAUUGAGGAAAAUAAGGUUUGCCAAAAGUGCCCUCUGAGAAGUUCUUGCAAACAUGCAAAUGCGAAAAGUAAGAAAGAUUCGACCAAUUUAAACUUGGCUUGUGUGACGAGGGUUCUCGUCAUGUAUGCUAUGGAAUCCGUUCCUCAACAGCUGGUAGUGCCUGAAGAAGUCAACACUUCCGUUAGUCGAUUAUUGAAUGAGAUUGUAAAUCUUAGCCAAACUGUACCCUUGCUUUGUCGAUUAUAACAUAUCCAUCAGGGGUCAAUCCAAGCUAGGGUUGUAAAUGAACUGAGUUGAGCCGAACCGAACGCAUAUAUGAAUUUUAUAGAGCGUUUUAGAAGUUAAGUUUGGGAUUGGUUUUACAUUUUGUAUGUAAUUUACGAACGAGUUUCGUAGCAUAUUGGACGAAGAUAUGUGUUAAAAACUUUGGUUUGUUAUGGUAAUGAUCCGAGCUCAACCGAACCUUUAAUGAUCGAUCUCGAAUCGAGUAGUUUAAUGGAUUCAUUUACAUAUUUGUUUGUUGGGAUGGAAUGAAAAAGCCCCUUGCUUGACCAGUUCAAUGCCCUGGAC